Messenger RNA from Vollenhovia emeryi, 2173 nucleotides. Its product is annotated as potassium voltage-gated channel protein Shaw-like. The coding region runs from base 131 to 1723 and encodes 530 amino acids. Gene Ontology annotation, cellular component: neuronal cell body membrane; axon; voltage-gated potassium channel complex. NCBI's taxonomy places the organism in Eukaryota, Metazoa, Arthropoda, Insecta, Hymenoptera, Formicidae. Gene Ontology annotation, biological process: potassium ion transmembrane transport; protein homooligomerization. The transcript has 7 exons. The record is from RefSeq and is a predicted model, not a curated record. Gene Ontology annotation, molecular function: delayed rectifier potassium channel activity; protein binding.
CACUGUCGAAUAGUCAUCAAGCGAGCCUCGCUGAUGCAAAGUGUGUAACGGGAAAGUAUUUUUAUCCUUUAGUACUUGCUUUCCAAAUUAUUGGAGAUUCUCGGACAAAAGUGCUAUAUAGGGCGAAAAAAUGAAAGACGGAAAAUGGAACGAUCGGGUGACAUUGAAUGUGGGUGGUGUUCGACACGAGACGUAUAAAGCGACGCUGAAGAAAAUCCCAGCGACCAGAUUGUCACGGUUAACGGAGGCAUUAUCGAAUUACGAUCCGGUUUUGAAUGAAUACUUUUACGACAGGCAUCCCGAUGUUUUCGCGCAAGUGCUCAAUUAUUAUCGUACUGGAAAACUGCACUAUCCCGCGGACGUGUGCGGCCCGCUCUUCGAAAAGGAACUGGAAUUUUGGGGUCUCGAUUCGAAUCAGGUAGAGCCGUGUUGUUGGAGCACGUACAGCAUUCAUCGAGACACGCAAGCCACCUUGGCAAUCCUCGAUAAGCUCGACGUCGAGGGUGAAAAGCUCAGCGAUGAAGAAAUCGCUCGGGUUUUCGGUGUCGAGGACGAGUAUCGUAAAGGGACCUUAACGAGAUGGCAAAGAUUACGGUCCCGCAUUUGGGUUCUUUUCGAUGAGCCUUACCCUUCGGCCAAAUACAUAGCCUGCAUAUCGGUGUUCUUUAUUUGUCUAUCCGUGCUCUGUUUCUGCGUGAAGAGUCACGCGCCAGUAGAAUCACCGAGGAAUAAACACGACUUCGAAGAAUCGAGGGGAGACUGUUCGAACGCUAUGGAACUCAUCGCCGAUCCUCACCGCGCGUUUUUCUACCUGGAACACGCUUGCAAUGCUUGGUUCACUCUGGAAAUAGCCCUCCGCUGUCUCGCAAGUCCCAGCCUGAGGCGCUUCGCCAUGUCGCCAGUCAAUGCGAUCGAUCUAGCGGCGACGAUGAGCUUCUACACGGAGUUUCUGGCAAAACCAAACCUUUAUCUGGAGCUUCUGUCAAUAGCGCGUGUUCUACGACUAUUCAAGUUGACGCGGCACUCACCCGGACUUAGAAUCCUUAUCCACACCUUUAAGGCGUCCGCCAAAGAGUUGGCCUUACUGGUCUUCUUCCUCGUACUAGGGAUCGUGCUUUUCGCCAGUCUCAUAUUCUAUGUUGAACGUCUGCAGGAAAAUCCCGACAACGAUUUUGACAGUAUACCACGAGGUUUAUGGUGGGCCCUGGUCACCAUGACCACUGUAGGGUACGGCGACAUGACACCGAAAACUUUUCCCGGCAUGUUCAUCGGCGGACUGUGCGCCCUCGCCGGCGUCCUGACCAUCGCUCUUCCAGUUCCGGUCAUCGUCAGCAACUUUUCCAUGUUCUACUCGCACACGCAGGCGCGCAGCAAGCUACCGAAGCGAAGAAGAAAAGUUUUACCGGCUUCUCUAAGACGAACGAGGUCGCCGUAUCAGAAUUAUGUUGACAGAGAGGAUCGCCAACUUCUACCGAGUUCCGCGUCUAAAUCAAUAAUGGACUUGACACCCCGUUCAACCGCCGCUGGAUUAGAAAGUGUAUUACAAUUACAGCCGAGCGUAGAUACUUCAGAGUCGGGCAGAAGCUUCAAUCACAAUGGAAACAAUACAAUCAAUCGGUUUGAUAGCAAAAUGCACCGUCAGGGAUUCGAGAACGAAAUGCCACUUGUACCCACUUGUAUAGCUAUUUCUGAUACUUUUAUCAUGAUAUCAGAAAACAUUUGAAAUAUCGAAGGAGAAAACAACGAUUACGAAUACGAUUCGUGCCAUAGCGAUGAAUCGUUUGUUAUAUACGUUGGAUGUGAAAUCAAAAAGACAUCUAGUAGUCAAGACUUGUAGUCAAAUAAUAAUAUAAUAAAACAAAUACCGUUUACUUGGAUAUUGAAAAGAAAGUCGGCUCGCGAAAGUCGCGCCAAUUAUCGACAUCGACAUCCGUUGGUGUCCACACAGUUUGUCAAACGAUUAACUUAAUUUUCUUAAUGGAGAGGAAGGGGGCGGAAAAUAAGUUCGUGAGCUUCGACGCCAAGAAGUUUCAGAAAGUUUCAAGGCGGACAAAGGGGGACGACGUCUCGAGAUGGUAUCCGCGGAUGAUCGGGUAUUAUCUUCGGGUUAUCGAACGUUAAUCCUCUUCACUCGCGGCUAAUGGGUGAGUGUCAGGGUUGUUCCCACGGCGUA